AUGAUAGUGGCCUAUUUACAAAAUGGUGCUGCUGAUAUGGCUCGUCAUCUGUUUGAUAAAAUGCCGGACAGAGAUGUUGCUUCUUGGAAUGCCAUGUUAAGUGGGUAUGCACAAAACGGAAUGCCUAGGGAUGCAAUCCAACUGUUUCGGGCUAUGCAAAUUAGCAAGUAUAGGCCUAAUGAGAUCACACUAAUAAGUACCCUAUCGGCGUGUUCUCAAUUGGGCUGUCUGUCUCUGGGAGCAUGGAUUCAUGCCUAUAUCAUCAGAAGCGGUGACAUUAGCUUUACUUUUACUUUAAUUAAUUCCCUCAUCCAUAUGUAUGCAAAGUGUGGUCGAUUGGAUAUUGCUUAUGAUGUCUUCACUGGGAUCGGCCCUAGGAACUUAGAAACUUGGAAUACUAUGUUGACCAGUUUUGCCAUCCAUGGGCGUGGUAUGUGUGCUCUGUCUCUUUUCUGUCAGAUGAUGAAGAUGGGUUUAAUGCCUGAUAGGAUUACUUUUCUUGCAAUUUUGAUGGCAUGUAGUCAUUGUGGUAUGGUAGAUCAUGCCUAUAAAUGCUUUGACUGCAUGUGCCGAGUGUAUGGUCUUAAACCUCAGGCUGAGUAUUAUGGAUGUUUAGUAGAUGUUCUCUCCCGCAGCGGCCUUUUAUUAGAGGCAAUGAUGGUCAUGGAGGAAAUGCCCUUUGAACCUGAUAUCAGUGUAUGGGGUGCCCUACUAGGUGGUUGUUUAACUCAUCGAAAUUACAAACUGGGCAUACGCGCUGCGAAUCACCUUCUGGAGCGAGAACCAUACGAGGAGUCUCGUUACAUAGCCCUGUCUAAUCUUUAUGCCAUGGCAGGGAAACUUGAGGAAGCUGUCAAGGUGAGGAAGGUGAUGAGAGAUGCAGGGAUCAAGCAGACAUCUGGAAGUAGUUCAAUUGAAGUUGAUGGUUUUAUUCAUGAGUUCUUAUCUGGGGAUAGAUCACAUUAUCAGUCAAUGGAGAUAUACUCCAUGGUUGAGAUAAUUGAUAGAUCGCUCGAGUUGGAAAGUGGCAGAAGUCUUUCGAAUAAAGAAGAUUAUAAAAUUUCAAGGAGAUGA
Molecule: messenger RNA, 1074 nt
Organism: Telopea speciosissima
Lineage: Eukaryota; Viridiplantae; Streptophyta; Magnoliopsida; Proteales; Proteaceae
Product: pentatricopeptide repeat-containing protein At2g29760, chloroplastic-like
Exons: 1
Coding region: 1-1074 (357 amino acids)
Biological process (GO): RNA modification
Molecular function (GO): protein binding; RNA binding
Source: RefSeq, a predicted model, not a curated record